Messenger RNA from Spirometra erinaceieuropaei, 1666 nucleotides. The record is from the annotation of a GenBank genome assembly. Lineage: Eukaryota; Metazoa; Platyhelminthes; Cestoda; Diphyllobothriidea; Diphyllobothriidae.
AUGUCCCCUGCUGCCGAGGCUGUACGACGGAAUCGACCCGGGACUAAACAAGAGGUAGAUGCAAGUUAAUUUUUUAUUCCACCAUAUCAGGAAUGGUGUAAAUGGCCUAGUGAACCGUUUGAAGAGAUGGAUAGCACUUUGGCUGUCCAGCAAGUAAUGCCGAUUUAACCCUUUUAUUGUGUAGUAUAUACAGCAACUCAUCAGGAAGGAUUUCCGGAAUGUGGAUGAAAUUCUUUUGCCUCCGGAAGGACAAGACCAGGGGGUGUGGAAGUACGAGCAUUUACGCCAAUUUUGCAUGGAGUUAAAUGGCCUAGCCAUACGCCUACAAGAGCAGUGCACUCCGGAUACCUGUGCUCAAAUGACGGCAACAGAACAGUGGAUUUUCUUGUGUGCUGCUCAUAAAACACCAAAAGAGGUUAUUUUGCCUUUUCUGUAACAUAAUCUGCUCCGCAACAUUGUCACCAUGAAGACGGAUUGGUCCCCUAGAUAAGCCUCUGACUAUCUGGUGCGUCCAAGAAUGACAGAUAAUGGAAUGUCCUUCAGUGAAAAUUAGCUACGAACCAAACCAUCUUUUGGAUCUAACGAAUAAGCAGUUGCGGACCAGCAACGGUAGUGCUAACAGGCCGCGGCAGCCUAAGGUCAGACUGGCCAGCCUGCAAAAUCUCAAUUGUCACUAAUGACCUUGCUUGUUAUUUCUGCCUUAUAGUUGUGCCCUUGAGCUAGCGCUUUAAUUCCCCUGCGCAAUGUUAUCUGGCGAUCACGUCAGUCUAGGAAGUCCUGCCAUAUUGCCUCGCCACCAGCGAAUCGUCCGCAGGCGUUUUUGAAGAAUUGUGUGUAUUGUCUGAUGUCCUGGUACACUACCAAAAAUCGACCAUCAGUUAUUCCGCGCCAAUGCAUGAACGAAUACUUAGGAUUUUGAUGUGCACAAGGUUCCAGUUUCUUGAGACAGGCAACGUUUGAGUUGCAAAACGUUAGGACUUUGGUCCAGCUAAGUUUUCUUAUCGCUUUCAGUAGCAGGUCGAUUUUGCCUACACUCAUCUUGUUCUUGAUCACUGACUUAUCAGGCAGUCGACCUCUCUCCUUGUAGUGUCCAGCCAUUGAUUAUACUCGUCAUACCCUGGAUGGUGCGGCGUGCCUCCUAAACAGCAACAAAUACUUCCCCAGUCGGUACGUUUUUCUCCUCUAAUUAUACAUCAUCUAGGGUUACCAUUAAGGAAUCAUCGAUUGCCAAGUUGGGUUCGGUUUGCCGGCGCGUUUACCGAAUCUUCUCGCAUGCUUAUUACCACCAUCGGGCGAUUUUUGAUGAAUUUGAGGUAAGGCAGUCUUCUUCACGCUUAAUCACUAUCGUCACUUGUCCUAUCUCUGUGUACAGAGUCCCUGGAGCCGUCUGCUGUUUUACAGCAAUGCGCUUUCCGAGCUCUUCCAAUUUUUCACUUUUCCGCAACCCUCUCAAAGAGCCUGUUCUUACGAUAUAAUUUCAACUCUAUUUCAGGAGAAGACUGCCUUAUGUCAUCGUUUUACAUCCUUCGUUUUGAAAUACAGUCUGAUGAACAAAGAGAAUCUCUUAGUCCCAAUUGCUGGCUCCUCUGUUGACGAUUGCAGCGCGGCGACAACAACGCCGCUUGCGACAAAUGUGACCAGCGGCGCAACUGAUGUCGAGGUCUAA